Messenger RNA from Prunus armeniaca (apricot), 678 nucleotides. The record is from the annotation of a GenBank genome assembly. NCBI's taxonomy places the organism in Eukaryota, Viridiplantae, Streptophyta, Magnoliopsida, Rosales, Rosaceae.
AUGAAUGAGAGGGAGUUAGCUGAGGUGAUCAAGAUGCCGGACAUCCUUGACGGAAUUAGAUUGGAUAGGAGAUGGUGGGAGCUCGAGGGUUCAGGGUCUUUUUCAUGCAAAUCUUUUUGUUCUUUUCUUCUCAACAAUGGGAUGGCGGAAGGCUUUCUUCCUUUUUCUCUAAUUUGGAAGGCCAAAUCUCCUCCUAAGGUUCUCGUCUGGUUGGUGGCCCUUGGGAAAGUAAACACAUCUGAUCUUGUCCAAAGACGAAGACUGUACAUGUAUUUGUCUCAACACUGGUGUGUUCUAUGCAAAAUGAGUGUGGAAAACGUGGAUCACCUUUUUUUACAUUGCCCCUUUUCUUUAAGUCUUUGGUGGACCUUGUUGAGGGAGGUUAAGACUGUUUGGGUUAUUCCAAAAGGUUGUUUUGAUCUUCUCUGUUCCCAUUUUGUCAUUUCGGGCAGGGGAAAGGGUGCUUCAACCUUAUGGGGUUGCUUGGUGCAGUCUGUAUUUUGGAACAUUUGGCUGGAGCAUAACAGGAGGAUUUUUGAUGAGUACGAGGGAGCGGGUGUUGGUGAAUUAUGGGAUAGAGUUAAAUUCUGGGCAGCUCUAUGGGCUUCUGUCACUUCAGAUUUCGAAGACUAUUCUUCCUCCACUAUACUGAGGGAUAUGGCUGCUGCUGUGAUGUGA